Messenger RNA from Phycodurus eques (leafy seadragon), 1864 nucleotides. It is a transcript of the gene tox3, whose product is annotated as TOX high mobility group box family member 3. Gene Ontology annotation, molecular function: chromatin DNA binding. The record is from RefSeq and is a predicted model, not a curated record. Bases 27 to 1784 code for a protein of 585 amino acids. Gene Ontology annotation, cellular component: nucleus. The transcript is spliced from 7 exons. NCBI's taxonomy places the organism in Eukaryota, Metazoa, Chordata, Actinopteri, Syngnathiformes, Syngnathidae. Gene Ontology annotation, biological process: regulation of transcription by RNA polymerase II.
CUACUGUUUUUUUUUUUUUUUUUGCCAUGGAUGUAGGUUUUUACCCCAACGCCGGUGGAAAUGCUAUUCCCGGAGAAUCGCCGAACCUGGAUUUCUCUCACUGUCUGGGAUACUACAACUUCAACAAGUUCCAGAACAACAACAACUACAUGAACAUGUCAGAAGCGAACACCGCCCUGCUGACUGCUGGUGAUACCUUUCACACACCCAGUCUGGGGGACGAGGAGUUUGAGAUUCCUCCCAUCACACCUCCACCAGAAAUGGAGUCCGGCCUUGGCCUGUCUGACGGUGAUUCUCCUUUCCAUACCAUGCCGGAGCCUCCGGCCCACCACAGGGGCUCCCUGAUCCCUCAGUUUCCCCCUCAGAGCUUGGAUCUGCCCUCCAUCACCAUCUCGCGCAACAUGAUGGAGCAGGAAGGGAUGGGGAUCAGCAACAGCCAACCGAUGAAUGUUGGACCAGCCCAUCUCCGCCACUACGCGGCUAACCCAGCCAUGCUGAUGAAGUCCAUCGCCAAUAUGAGCGGCCCCAACGGGAUGAUCUCGCGGAAUCAGCUGACCACCAUCAACCAGUCACAUCUCAACACGCAACUGAACCUGAACAUGGGCGGACACAGCAUUGUCCACACUUCGCCAUCGCCACCGGCCAGCAAGUCCGCUACACCGUCACCCUCCAGCUCCAUCAACGAAGAUGACCAAGACGACAGCAACAGGGUGGUCGGCGAAAAGCGACCGGCACCCAUCGAUCCCACUAAAAAGCCCAAGACGCCCAAAAAGAAAAAGAAGAAGGAUCCCAACGAGCCUCAGAAGCCGGUGUCGGCUUACGCUCUAUUUUUCCGAGACACGCAGGCCGCCAUCAAGGGUCAGAACCCCAACGCCACCUUUGGCGAAGUAUCCAAGAUCGUAGCGUCCAUGUGGGACGGUCUUGGGGAGGAGCAAAAACAGGUGUACAAAAGCAAAACAGAAGCUGCCAAGAAGGAGUACUUGAAGGCCCUGGCAGCAUAUCGCGCUAGUCUGGUCUCCAAGGCGGCGGCGGAAUCCGCAGAGGCGCAGACGAUCCGGUCUGUGCAGCAGACCCUGGCCUCCACCAGCCUCUCUCCGGGCCUGGUAAUGCCUUCGCCUCUCAAUCAGCACCCCUCCAUGCCUUCGGCCUCACAGGCCCUCCAGCAAGCCCUACCCCGAGCCAUCGCCCCCAAACCCCUACAGAUGAGACUAGGAGGCAGUCCAAUCGUCACCUCAGUCACUGUUUCCCACCAGAACAUGUCCCCGGGGAUGCCCCAAAUGCUCGGCCAGAUGGGCUCCGCCGUGACCAUGCCGCAUCCUGCACCCGUGUCCCAGAUGAGCCCGCCCAUGCAACAUCAGCAGCAGCAUACCAUGCAGCAGCAAAUGCAGCAGCACCUCCAGCACCACCAGAUGCAGCAGCAGCAGAUGCACCACCAACAGAUCCAGCAGCAGAUGCAGCAUCAGCACUUCCAGCACCACCUCCAGCAGCAGCUCCAACAGCACCACAUCCACCACCAACAACAACAACAGCAGCAGCAGCAGCACUUGCAAAUGCAGCACAUGCAAAUGCAGCAGCAAAUGCAUCAGCAGCAAAUCCAACAUCUCCAACAACACCAGUCCCAGUGUUCCCCACCGCAGCACUCGCCCGGUACGCCCCUUUCUGUGGGCUCUGCGUCACUCGGCAGCCCCCAGCCGGCCCCCCAGCAGCAGAACCCUCCACCGCCGCAACACCCCUCUCAGAUCCAGACCCACGCCCAGGUCCUUUCCCAAGUCAGUAUUUUCUGAGCCAAAAUCCUCCAAGGACAUUAGAAUAAAAACAUCAGUCCUUGUUGCUUUUCAGCGUUGCACUUAACAAGUGUGUCACG